CUUCCCUCGGCUUCGCCUUCUGGGGCCCCUUCGCGGGGCCUUCGCCGCAGCGGCUGGAUCCGCCUCUGGGUCCAGGUGAGCGCGCCGCUCGGCUCGUUUCCCCGAGGACGGGCAAUACGUACGCCCUGAAGGCGAUUGCGCGAAGCCGCAUCCAAGAGCACAGCGUCCACCUCUGCGUCGAGCGCGAGGUCGACUGCCAUUCGAGGAUGGACCACCCGAACAUCGUCAAGCUGUUUCAGCACUUCGAGGAUUCGGACAGCAUAUACUUGUUGCUGGAAUUUGCCACUGGCGGCCAGCUCUACGCACACAUGCGUCAGCGCGGGGUGUUGCCAGACUUGGAAGCAGCCGGGUAUUUCUCGGACGUCGUCCAUGCUCUGAUCUACGUGCACGGGCAUGGUAUUGCUCACCGUGAUACACCACGUCUCGCGUGACCGCGACCGGACGGCUUACUGUGUUGACUUGGGUACCUCUGUCGGCGGUCAUGAGGCUUCGAGGGUUGCCAGGGGGCCUGUUCGGGCUCUCUUGGGGCUCUCUUCUUGCUCUUUGGAGGGCGGUCGUGGGCUGUCUUCAGGUUUUCUUGGGAACAUUCGGGGCUUCUCUUGGGCCGCUUGGAUGCGGUCUGGGUGAUCCUGGAAGCCAUCUGAAGGCCAUGCUGGAUCAAAGGGUGUCGAUGAGUGGAGACGGGUCCGAGCUGGUCGCCUCUCGGGGGCCUGUCGGAGGAACCUCUGUGCCCUCUUGGGGGAAUGUUGGGUACCACUGGGGGAACUCGGGGCCGCCUUAGGCGUUCUCCGUGCCGUAAUUAUGGGGGGAGAUCCGCCCGACAUGGGCGAUGACAGGUUCUUCCGUUUGGCUACAUGGCGCAGCAGUUCCACAGGCGGUGCCUGCUCUCGCGCCUUGAGGGAGGUGCUGCCCUGGGAUGAUUGCUGGCCGGGGAGUGUGCCGCUGUCCGGGGGGCCGCGCGAGGCCGCGACGACAACCGCGCACCGCCGCGCGUGGCGCGCGACGAGCGGCGGCCUGGGUGCCUUCGGCCACGCGCAGAGGGGGG
Messenger RNA from Prorocentrum cordatum, 1045 nucleotides. NCBI's taxonomy places the organism in Eukaryota, Dinophyceae, Prorocentrales, Prorocentraceae. The record is from the annotation of a GenBank genome assembly.